Messenger RNA from Adineta ricciae, 645 nucleotides. NCBI's taxonomy places the organism in Eukaryota, Metazoa, Rotifera, Eurotatoria, Adinetida, Adinetidae. The record is from the annotation of a GenBank genome assembly.
AUGAAUUUUCUAUUUCGACAACAACGUACGUUCAAACCUCACCGAAAUAUACCAGAAGGUACUAAACAACAUGAUUUGAUGAGACAUGCUCAAAAUACUCUUGGAAGUGGAAACCUACGCCUUGCUGUUCAAUUACCAGAUGGAGAAGACCUUAACGAAUGGAUUGCUGUUAACAUUGUGGAUUUUUUCAAUCAAAUCAACAUGCUCUACGGUACAAUCACCGAAUUCUGCACGGAAACAACAUGUGUCUUAAUGACAGCUGGACCCAAGUAUGAAUAUCAUUGGGCCGAUGGUCAAACGAUUAAAAAGCCUAUUAAAUGUUCAGCACCACGUUACAUUGAUUAUUUAAUGUCUUGGGUGCAAGAUCAACUCGAUGAGGAAAGUCUUUUUCCAUCGAAAAUCGGUGUGCCAUUUCCCAAAAAUUUCCUCUCCAUUGCCAAAACAAUCUUAAAACGCUUAUUCCGUGUCUAUGCUCACAUAUACCAUCAACACUUCAAAGAAGUUGUUAUGCUCAAAGAAGAAGCACAUUUAAAUACAUCAUUUAAACAUUUCGUUUAUUUCAUUCAAGAAUUUUCCUUAGUCGAAAAAAAAGAAUUAGCACCUUUACAAGAAUUAAUCGAUCGGUUAACAACUAAAGAUCAUUAG